AUGUCUCUGCAAAUGCAGACCUCCACGGCGGCCUUCAGCAACACCGCGCUAUCCACCGCCGCGGAUGCGCGCGCCGGUCGACUCUCUUCACUGGGAACCGUCGCGGUUCGCCGGGAAAUGUUAACGGCGUGGCGCGGAGUCAGAUGUAGUGGAGGUGGAGUCGGAGUAGGAGGAGACGCCGGUAAGAACAAGGCGGUUCCUAAUUCGAACUAUGUCGUGCCUAUGGACAAGUUCUCUUCUUCUUCGUCCAUCACUCGGCCUCUGAUCGAGAUACUUCGGGAUCUUAACAAGAAGAUCCCUGAUAACAUCGUCAAGAGCCACGAACCUGGCUCAAAUGCUGCUGCUUCUGGAUUCAUCCCUUGGUACCAUGCAAAUCGGAUGCUCAGCUUCUACGCACCUGGUUGGUGUGGAGAAGUUCGCGAUGUCAUUUUCUCUGAGAAUGGUAAUGUCACGGUUGUUUAUCGUCUUACCAUUCGUGGCUCUGAUGGUGAGGCGCAUCGUGAAUCGACUGGGACAGUGACAAUAACUGAUGAUUCCAUCGAGGAUCCAGUUACUGCAGCUGAGGAAAUAGCAUUCUGCAGAGCAUGUGCUCGAUUUGGUCUCGGCUUGUACCUGUAUCACGAAUAA
Messenger RNA from Thlaspi arvense, 627 nucleotides. The record is from the annotation of a GenBank genome assembly. Lineage: Eukaryota; Viridiplantae; Streptophyta; Magnoliopsida; Brassicales; Brassicaceae.